AAAAUGGAAAGGUGGAACGGUAAAAUAGCUGUGGUUACAGGUGCUAGUGCUGGUCUAGGAGCUGCAAUCUGUAGAAAAUUGGUAGAGGAAGGAAUAAAUGUCGUUGGAUUCGCUAGACGAAAGGAAUUGAUCGACCAAUUGGCCGAGGAUAUUGAAGGGAAAAACGGAGCCAAACUGUGUGGUCUCAAAGUGGACAUAACGAACGAGGAUGAAAUCGUGAAAGCCUUCGAGUACAUCGCCAAGAAUAUAGGUCCAGUAUCGAUCUUGAUCAACAACGCAGGGGUAGCCCAACUGACCACCCUCAUCGACGGGGAUACAACCAAGUGGAAAAAAGUUUUAGACACGAACGUGCUAGGUCUGUGCAUCGCCACAAGGGAGGCGGUCAAAAUGAUGAGGGAGAACAACAUAGAUGGACAUAUAGUGCAUAUGAAUAGCAUUGCUGGGCAUAAGGUUGUGCCCAUUCCCUACACCAACGUGUAUUCCGCUUCUAAAUUCGCCGUAACUUCAUUGGCUAGGACGCUUUCAAAUGAAUUGAAGGCUCUAGGCAGUAAAAUCAAAGUUACGAGUAUCAGUCCGGGAUACGUAGAGACUGAUAUUGCUAAAGCUAACGGGUUCCUAGAGGAUGAGACGAUGAGGGAGAUAGAAAGUAAGGCGCCCAGGAUGUACCCGAUUGACAUCGCGAACGCUGUGCUUUAUGUACUGGGUACACCACCUCACGUCGAAGUUACUGAGUUGACGGUCCAGCCUGUAGGUGAGAUAGCCUGAAGGUAUUUUCCACGUUACACAUAC
Coccinella septempunctata (seven-spotted ladybird) is the source of this 789-nucleotide messenger RNA. Its product is annotated as farnesol dehydrogenase-like. Gene Ontology annotation, molecular function: oxidoreductase activity. The transcript is spliced from 4 exons. The record is from RefSeq and is a predicted model, not a curated record. The coding region runs from base 4 to 765 and encodes 253 amino acids. Lineage: Eukaryota; Metazoa; Arthropoda; Insecta; Coleoptera; Coccinellidae.